GUUGUCCUGUCACCUGACUUCCGGUCGGGGAAGAGAAAAAGUUGUGACUCCCCCACCCUCUCUUCGAGCACGGACGUAGAAGUUGUUUCGAUGUCCACGGAGCGAGGAAACGGAAUAUAAUAACACGACCUAGAUGGGAUUAUCGCUCUUUUCAACACGAGAAACUUGCUUGGUGUCCGUCGGAGUGGCGCAGCGGACCAGACGAGCCACUCAACGCCGUUCAAAAACCAGCACCGUGAGGAUGAGGAGGAUGAGGUCGAUGAGGUCCACCACUUUGGAAAGAUAAGGGCCGGCAUGUUGUUUGGGAAGAGUAUCGUUGUGUCUCCUGUGGAAUUUUCCAUCAACUUUUUUGACCAUUUUGCUUGACGUUUGCGGGGAUGCGCAGUGGUCACCCCUGAAAGUUGUCGUAAAAACACUGGUCCGGCUCGGCUGAAUGCUCCCUUUCCUGCUAUUCUUCUCUGCACUCCUCUGCGCUUCCUGCUUGCGCUGGCCCACUCGACUUACUGGCUAAAAAUAUUUAAAAACAGACCUCAGAGUCCAGUCAGGAAGCCUGGGUGAACCUUUUUGUCAGCUUCUUGUCUUUUCUGCCUUUCGAUAGCAGUGCUUAACUUGACUAAAAGGCGAAAAAUACUGGAAAACAAUUCAUCCAGAUAUCCUUGAAGAACCUUUGUCCGCUUCCUGGCUUUACCUACUUGUUUCAUUCUCCAAGAGCAGUUUACAAAUUUAGCUCAGGACUAAAAAAAAAAGAAAAUCUGGAAAAACAGACCUCAGAGUCCAGUCAGGAAGCCUUGGUGAAUCUUUUGUCAGCCCCUCGAUUUUUCUUUGUCAUUUUAGCCUUGACUGAGGACCUCAGAGAGAAAGUCCAGUCAGGAAGCCUUAAAAACCCAUUGUGAGCGUGCUUUUUUUUCCCUCAUCGUUGUUGGAGCGUUACAUUCCAAAUUAAUGGCUAAAAAUACAUAACAACAGAGCUCAAAGUCAGAAAAUCUUGAUGAAGUUUUGUCACAGCUUCUUGUUGUCUUGUUCUUUACAAGCUUUCAAAAAAUAGCGAAUGUCAAGCGAAGGAGCUAAUGCUCACUUUUCGAGGGCCGGUAAUUCCAGGACAUUAUAUUGCGCUCUAAGCAUGUGUUGGGAAAGCACGCGGCGCAUGACUUGACACCGCACGGCACCAAAUUUUGCAGACGUUCCGAAUUCCUACCAUCCCAACCCGGCCGCCAAAGAUGCGGCCCGCGAUCGUUUCCCGUCCGGUGAAAAGAUUUAUCGACGAGUCGAUCCUCGCUUUUGAACAUUUCACUCAUCCCUGAUGAACCAACAAGACAGCCGAGAAAGGGAGCGAGGCGCGAUAAAGUACUCCUUUGUACUUUAUUUUCAAACCCUCGGGGUGCAGAGUCCGAUCCAGCCAAAACAAGCGUCGGCGGCUCGAUGGAGCCGCUGAAGAACAUAUUCAGCCGAAGCCCGUUGUCCAACUGGAAGAACUCGGAGCAAUCGCAAAAAGGCAGCUUCGCCAACCCCGUGUGGACGGCCUUGUUUGACUAUGAGGCGUCGUGCAAGGACGAGCUGACCCUACGGAAGGGCGACCUGGUGGAGGUCCUCUCGCUGGACUCGGAGAUCUCCGGCGAUGAAGGUUGGUGGGCGGGGAAGGUCAACAACAAGGUGGGCAUCUUCCCCUCCAACUAUGGCUCCUUCAAGCCCGGCGGAUACGGCAAGCUCCCGGGCAGCGGCGUGGUCAGCGAGCUGGGCCCCGCCAUGGUGGGCGAGUUGGAACCCGCCGUGGUGAACUUCCGAGAGCUCAGCCUGCAGGAGGUGAUCGGGGUGGGCGGCUUCGGGAAGGUGUACCGCGGCACGUGGCGAGGCGCGCUGGUGGCGGUGAAGGCCGCCCGCCAGGACCCGGACGAGGACAUCAGCGUGACGGCGCAGAACGUCAGGCAGGAGGCGCGUCUCUUUGCCAUGCUCACCCACCCCAACAUCAUCGCCUUGAAAGGCGUUUGUCUGCAGGAGCCCAACCUGUGCCUCAUCAUGGAGUACGCCUCGGGCGGCCCGCUCAGCCGGGCGCUGGCCGGCCGCCGCAUCCCGCCUCACGUUCUGGUCAACUGGGCCGUGCAGAUCGCUCGCGGGAUGCUCUACCUUCACAGCGAGGCCAUCGUCCCCGUCAUCCACCGAGACCUCAAGUCCAACAACAUCCUGCUGGCUCAGCCCAUCGAGAACGAAUGCAUGGAGGCUCUGACGCUCAAGAUUACCGACUUUGGCCUCGCCAGGGAGUGGCACAAGACCACCAAGAUGAGCACGGCCGGCACCUACGCCUGGAGCCCCGAGGUGAUCAAAUCCUCCACCUUCUCCAAGGGCAGCGACGUUUGGAGUUACGGCGUUCUUUUGUGGGAGCUCCUGACGGGAGAGGCGCCUUACAAAGGGAUCGACGGGCUGGCCGUGGCGUACGGCGUGGCCGUCAACAAGCUGACGCUGCCCAUCCCUUCCACGUGUCCUGAACCCUUUGCUCAGCUGAUGUCAGAGUGCUGGGACCAGGACCCCCAUCGCAGACCCAACUUUGGCUCCAUCCUGGCUCAGCUGACGGCGCUGGAGCAGCAGGUGAUGGAGGAGAUGCCGCAGGACUCCUUCCACUCGCUGCAGGAGGACUGGAAGCUGGAGAUCCAGGACAUGUUUGAUGAGCUGCGCGCCAAGGAAAAGGAGCUGCGAUGUCGCGAGGAGGAGCUGAAGCGCGCGGCACUGGAGCAGAAGUCCCACGAGGAGUUUCUGCGGCAGCGCGAGCAGCAGUUGGCCCAGUGGGAGCAGGACGUGUUUGAGCGCGAGCUCACCCUCCUCAUCCUGCACCUCAACCAGAACCAGGAGAAGCCCAACGUCAAGAAGCGCAAGGGCACCUUCAAGAAGCACAAGCUCAAGAGCAAGAACGGCGAAAAGAUCAGCAUGCCCCAAGAUUUCAUCCACAAGAUCACAGUGCAGGCAUCGCCCGGCCUGGAGAAGAGGCGGACCUCGCCCGAUUUGGGCUCGGGCUCGUCGCCGUCGUUCGGCCCGCGUUUCCGUGCCAUCCAGCUCAGUCCCGGUGACAGCAGCAGGACCUUUGGUCUGAGCCCAAUGUGGCCCCUGGAGGCCCCGUCCCAGAAGCAGGCCAACGGCGAACCGAAGCUGGGCCCCCACUGGAGGCCCCAAAGCCCCAAAAGUCCCAAGAGCCCCAAAGUCCUGCGCCUUAGUCCUCAGGAGAGCAGCUUGUCGAUGAGAGCCAAGCUGUUGGUGUCCCACUGCAGCGAGAACGGAGACGCCGCCGACGACUUUGAGGAGUACAGGCCAUCCACGCCAACCCCUCCCCUGCCUCACAACGGCUCCUCGGCGAAAGACAGCCUGCGGCUUCCUCUUCACCACGGCGACUCGGGCAGCGAAGAGGGAGGCUGUUCUCCGGCGGGCUCCCCCAGGCCGGACAGGGGCCCUCUCAGCCUGAUCAAGAGCACCCACCGCGCUCUGCUGGCCAGCGGCUCCCUCUUGGCCUCCGUCGGCUUAGGCGGAUGCUUGGACGUCUCCCCGAAAGUUCCCCCUCGAACUAACCCCGCGUCCCUCGAGGAGUGCGGCACCUCCUUUUUGGACAGCUCGCCCGCCAAGCCCCCCGUUCGGGAAGCCCCCGUCGUGGACGACCUCAUCACCUUCUCCGCCUCCGAGCCGCUUCCCAAGCCGCUCUUGGAUUUAGCCUUGCGGUGCCAAGAACUGAAGCCGCUGCCCGCGGCGCCGACGAGCGCGGGACGUGAGCGCGGGACGCGGCCGGACCUGAGCCCGGGGGGGCACGAGCCGGGCUUCCACCCCGCCAACGGCGAUGCGGGUUCUGAGAGCUCAGAGCUGAGGAGCGACAGGAGGAGGAGGUCCGGUCCAGGCCUGCACGGCUCCCAGCUCGUUCUGGACCUGCCCCUGUGCCAAGACACGCAGGACUCGGACGAAAAGUCCCCCGCCCCCGCCUCGCUCCACCCCAACGCCGCCCCCCGGAGCCCCAAAACCUGCCGCCUAGAGGUCAGCGUCAUCCCCCGCCCUCGGCCCUCGCCCAUACGGCCCCGCAUCGACGCUUGGAGUUUCAUCUCGGCGGGCGGGGGCACGCCGGCCGCCGGCCGUCACUCGAGGCGCUCGGACGGCGUCCCCCGGGACUUCCAGCCCUCCCCCACGAACCCCUUCGCCACCUACGAGCCCUUCCCUCCCCCGGCCUGCGACCCCUUCGCCCUCAGGGCCGACCCGUCGUGCGCCUCGGAUAAAGCGUCGCCUUUCGACCCCUUCUCGGCGCCUUUCCCCGCCUCGCGUUCGGCGCCGUGCUCCGCCAACGGCUCGCCGACGCUGCCGUCGUUUCGCGUCGCGCCGCUCAACCCGGCCGACUCGCCGCUCAUAGACCUGGGCUGGGCGGUGUGCGGCAAGACCCUGGACGGAACCAAAGAGAGAGUCCACCCCCGAAGGACUCUGGGGCUCAAACCCUUCAAGUCCCCGACGCAACUCCGAGACGACCGCUUCUAAAGUCCACAAAGACCACUCUCGGCGACCUGUCGGCAUCAUUUCCUAAGAGUCACCCAUCGCUCCCCCCUGAUAGUCCAGGUCGUCCUACGUUUGUACGGGGCCCCACACAUGACAUGACGGGAGGGCGGACGGGGGGGCGGGGAUAUUUGACGCCGCGAUCCAGUGAAUCCCCUUUUCUAAACUUCGGUGAAGGUGAAAAUUUACGAUUUAGAGAGAGCGUCUAUAAAGGCUUUUUUUUUUUUUUUUUCAAUCUACUUUUUCCCCUCUCACACAUUUAAACGUAUUGAAUUUAAAACAAUCACAGACGUCCAUCCCUCCUGGAGCAUCUCCAGGAAUUUUAAUCUUUUUCUCUUCCGCUGCCUUUCGGCUCACUAGCAAAAGGCCUUCAAAGGUCCACUUGAAGGCCCUGAGCCAAAGUGAAAACCUGUUGUGCCCAACCUGAAGGCAAAUUUCAUUUCAUUUUCACCCAUAUUUAUGUUUUUAAUACUGUACAGUAUUUAUAAUAACAUAAAAACCUGGAGAAAAAAAAAACUACCGGUAGUUAGAUUGGACGUCUGAUGUGCCCCGAAUGCUAGCUAGUGGCCAUGAAGGUAGAAAUAUAUUUCCUGGAGGCUUCACCGACAUUCCCCGAACGACUCGGAUGUAUUGGCAAGCAAAUGAAGCGCGCCUUUUGGUGUGCUAGAUUGUGUCCACAAUCCCCCUCUCCCCCACACCUCAUGUCAUGUCUUGAGGGGGCUGCGUGGAUUUGCGACCUCUGAAAGCCAGAGAGACCCGUUUUCGAUUGCCAGUUUCUCGGUGUCAUCUCCCUCCUACCUCUGUGCGGAUUGAAAAAGGACGACGGACAUUUUGUUUUGUCAAUCUCUCAUCGCAGGGACCAAUCGGGCUCAACGCAACUUGUCGCGCUUUGCCGGAAAAUGUGUUAUUUGUUAAGCACAUAAUACAAAACAAACAAACAAACAAAAAAAGCAUGACCCGUGCAUUCCACUCUGGAAGAAGAUCACAUUGCAGCACAAUGUCAGGGAUUAACCCCCCCCCCCGACCCCCUCCCUUCUUCGCAAACCAAUACGACCAAAGAGUGCCUCCGUGACAAUACGACGAAUGUCCAAUUGAAUCCUACAAUUAUUCGCCACCAUUCCGACUCGAUUCAGAUUCGACCGAGAGUCCACAUAACAGGCGAGAUGUCUGUCACAUGACCAACGAGUCCCAAUCGGCGUCAAUCAAGAAUUGUCUUUUAUUUGAUCGUGAAUAUCAGCUCUUUCUUCUCCCCCAUAUAUAU
This is a messenger RNA of Hippocampus zosterae (dwarf seahorse), 5767 nucleotides long. RefSeq names its product mitogen-activated protein kinase kinase kinase 11. Lineage: Eukaryota; Metazoa; Chordata; Actinopteri; Syngnathiformes; Syngnathidae. Gene Ontology annotation, biological process: protein phosphorylation; positive regulation of apoptotic process; microtubule-based process. The record is from RefSeq and is a predicted model, not a curated record. Gene Ontology annotation, cellular component: centrosome. Gene Ontology annotation, molecular function: protein binding; ATP binding; JUN kinase kinase kinase activity.